GCGCCCCGAAGUUCUGCGAUGGAGGGUGGCAGCCCUUACAUGGCGGGCCGGAGAAGGGUCGGCAUUGGUAGGGCCUGGGAGCCCGACUGGAGCUCUGGAGAUACAAGUUACAAACUCGGGGUGGUGCAUGCCAGCCUCUUCUCGGUUUCGCGGGCGCCCUGGCUUUAAUGGACCUGGCCGGACCGUGGGCACGGGGAUGCUACGAGUUUGCUUGCAGCAGUAGCGUUGCUCCAAAAGCAGCUGGCACCUCAGCCGUGCCCUUCUAUUUCCCAUCCCCACCCCUGGCCCUGUCCUCAGCCGCCCUCGACCUUUCGCACUCGUGACUGCCUGGCCAGCCAGCCAGCCCCGCUAGCUGGAGCAGGUUUCUGAUUUCCUGUAACCUCUUCUUGCCUCGCGCUGCCCAGGUCUUGGCGGCUGAGGCUGGCCUACCUCCCAGUCGUUCCUUCAUGGGCUUUGCUGCCCCCUUCACCAACAAGCGGAAGGCUUACUCGGAGCGUAGGAUCAUGGGGUACUCAAUGCAGGAGAUGUAUGAGGUGGUGUCCAAUGUCCAGGAGUACCGGGAGUUUGUGCCGUGGUGUAAAAAGUCACUGGUAGUAUCCAGUCGUAAGGGUCACCUGAAAGCCCAGUUGGAGGUUGGGUUUCCACCUGUCUUGGAACGUUAUACCUCUGCGGUCUCCAUGGUCAAACCACACAUGGUCAAGGCUGUUUGCACUGAUGGCAAGCUCUUUAACCACUUAGAGACUAUUUGGCGAUUCAGCCCUGGCAUUCCUGCCUACCCUCGAACCUGCACUGUGGACUUCUCGAUUUCCUUUGAAUUUCGUUCUCUGCUGCACUCCCAGCUGGCGACCAUGUUUUUUGAUGAGGUUGUCAAACAGAAUGUUGCUGCCUUUGAGCGCCGGGCAGCCACUAAGUUUGGUCCAGAAACAGCCAUCCCCCGUGAACUGAUGUUCCAUGAGGUGCACCAGACUUGAGACAAAGGAUUGUUCCCUUGCCUUCACCCCCUCUUCCCACCCAAUUUUUAUUUAUUUGGUUUGGCUCUUGCUCAGAGAGAGGUCUAAGUUUCACCUCUCACUUCUUCUUAAACUGGGCUGCAUGCUGGCUGGACGUGUGGGGAAGAUAGCACAUAUGGAAGUGAGAUACACAGCAAAGAAUGCCUUGUGCCCAUGGCCAUUUCACACCGAAUAAAAGCCAGAGCUAUGGUCUCUGGACCAGGCGGAUAUAGUAGUAACUUCCUCACACAGAGGUACUGGCUGGCAAGUAACUUUUACCCCGCUAAGAUUUCUCAGAAGAGAAAGGCAACCUGCCUCAGCUUAGGAACAUGUCCAUGCUGUCUGACAGGUAGAAAGUGAGGAGCUGCUUCACACCAGUGCCACAGAGCAGAGGAGGAGGAAGAAGGAAUUCCUUAAACAGUAUUGGAAUGUACCUUUUUCUUUCACGUGGCCUGAGUUUUUUAUAAAACUUCAAUAAAUUGUGACAGUGUGAA
Molecule: messenger RNA, 1483 nt
Organism: Myodes glareolus (Bank vole)
Lineage: Eukaryota; Metazoa; Chordata; Mammalia; Rodentia; Cricetidae
Source: RefSeq, a predicted model, not a curated record